CGUGGGUGGGAGGUCAGGGAUGGCCCCGCAGGACUUUUGUGUGGGUGAGCUAGCCUGGCGCCCUCCUACCUUGGCAGUUCCUUCCUGAAGCCCUUCCUCUCACGAGCCCCACGCAAACGACAGGGCUUAUAUUCGGGCAAUUACGGGCGCUUUGGUCGCGCGGCUGCCACUGGGCAUGCCCAGUCCCGGGUCACGUGAUGUCUGUCAUGGCCGCCUCCGUGGCCCGGGGAGGCGUGAGUGCUGGGCUGCUGCUGCGGGCGGCCAGGGGAACCUGGUGGAGCCGGCCCGGAGGCAGUUGGGGGUCUGGGGAGGCGGCGGCGCCAGCGACAGCCAGAGGAUUCCGAGCGACAGGCUCGCACCCGGCGGGGGAGGAGGAAGCUGGCGGCCCCGAGCGGCCCGGGGACGUGGUGAACGUGGUGUUCGUAGACCGGUCAGGCCAACGGAUUCCGGUGAGCGGCAGAGUGGGGGACAAUGUUCUCCACUUGGCCCAGCGCCACGGAGUGGACCUGGAAGUCUAGACACACUGGCUUUCUUGCUGUUCCUCAGACAAAAAACCAAGUUCGUUCCUGCCUCGGGGCUUUUGCACUUGCUGCUCCAGACAUCUGAAGUACUUUCCCACCAGAUCUUCUGGCUCUCCAUCUCAUCCUUCAGGUCUCAAUGGGCCUGUGAAGCUUCCCUGGCGUGCUCCACCUGCCAUGUGUACGUGAGCGAGGACCACCUGGACCUCCUGCCUCCUCCUGAUGAGCGGGAGGACGACAUGCUGGACAUGGCCCCCCUUCUUCAGGAGAACUCCCGGCUGGGCUGCCAAAUCGUGCUGACUCCAGAGCUGGAAGGGGCCGAAUUCACCCUGCCGAAGAUCACCAGGAACUUCUACGUGGACGGCCAUGUCCCCAAGCCCCACUGACGUGGGCAGCCGUCGUGGCCCUCGGGGCCAGGACUGGAAGAAUAGCCAAGCUGCCCGCCCAGCCCAGAGCGUGGACAGGCCCGAGAGAGAUGUUGGGAGCAGCCAGAAGCCCAAAGCCCCUGCUUCAGAUCCCAUGUCCAGGCUCUGGGGGGAGGGGGGGGGAGGGGCACCAGCCCCUGCCCGGGAGCCUCCCCCAGACUCAGGAGAAUCAGUGUGUGGAUGGGGUGGAAUCUGACUGGAAUGACAAUAAAACUGUCUCACAGA
Molecule: messenger RNA, 1168 nt
Organism: Acinonyx jubatus (cheetah)
Lineage: Eukaryota; Metazoa; Chordata; Mammalia; Carnivora; Felidae
Gene: FDX2
Product: ferredoxin 2
Exons: 6
Coding region: 176-904 (242 amino acids)
Biological process (GO): P450-containing electron transport chain; positive regulation of oxidoreductase activity
Cellular component (GO): mitochondrion
Molecular function (GO): 2 iron, 2 sulfur cluster binding
Source: RefSeq, a predicted model, not a curated record